Messenger RNA from Orbilia oligospora ATCC 24927, 2274 nucleotides. RefSeq lists its product as uncharacterized. The record is from RefSeq and is a predicted model, not a curated record. The transcript has 5 exons. Lineage: Eukaryota; Fungi; Ascomycota; Orbiliomycetes; Orbiliales; Orbiliaceae. Gene Ontology annotation, biological process: regulation of transcription by RNA polymerase II. Gene Ontology annotation, molecular function: DNA-binding transcription factor activity, RNA polymerase II-specific; RNA polymerase II cis-regulatory region sequence-specific DNA binding. Bases 1 to 2274 code for a protein of 757 amino acids.
AUGAAGCCUAACAACAACAUAACGUUCCAUCAGACGUUGACAACGAACAGCAUGUCGGCUGGACUCGCCAAGCCGAGUUUAUCUCAGGUUGCACCACAACCUCCUACGUUCAAUUCUAAGAAGAGAACCCGCGCAGAUAGCAUGAACCAGAACCUCCAACCUCAUGUGCCAAUGGUUUUUGGUCAUGCCAUGUCCCAAAGCCCGGAGUACGACCAGUACCGCCCCUCCCCGAUGCCAAUGCAGCAUCCAAUGGCCCAGCAUGUCAUUCCAGUUCCAACAGCAAUGCAUUUCUCGACCAUAGCACCCCAUCCAGCCGACAUGGCCAGUUUCGGGAAGAGUGUCCAAGAUGGUGGGUCCAGCUUUGCAGCCUUCCAGGCGACUGGUGGGCGAUCUAGAUCCGUCUCUCAGGCAUCACCGGAGCUGCAGAUGUCACCCGGCCUUGACUUUGACAGUUAUGGGGAUAUGCUAUCACAACCUAUCGGCUCUAAGCGUCAGAAACAAGUUGAUGAACAUGAGGACGCCCUCCGACUCUUGUCUUUGGAAGUACGAGACGUCAUACUUACCGAGCUUGCUCAAAAAGUCCGAUUGGCCGAUGGCACUUCGAGAGCUGAGAGGGAACGACAGGGCUUUGGUAUGGGUUGGCUACACAAGUACUGCAAGAGGACUAACGAAGAGACCGCUGCUAUUCCUCGUAACCGUGUUUACACCCACUAUGUCACAGCAUGUGGGGAUGCACGUAUCAAAUGCCUUAACCCUGCGUCAUUUGGUAAACUGGUUCGCAUAGUCUUCCCAGAUAUCAAGACCAGACGUUUGGGAAUCAGGGGCCAUUCGAAGUAUCACUACUGUGGAAUCACUUUGAUAUCUGGCAAGGAAAAGUUGGACGAAGACUUGAAGAAUUCAGUCGCUGGCGAUCCGAAGGUCAAUAUUCUCCCGAGUAAUAAUAUUAGUCAGGAUGCUUCGCAUGAGACCGAAGGUGGCGAGUGGACUGCCCUUCUCCAAGACUCAGACCCAGCCGGUCCUCCCAUCCCCAAGGACGAUGAUAAGGCUGGCAGAGCCGCCUCCGUCGAAACCCUACAACCCUUAGAGAACAUCGAUGAAGAGCCCGAAACCGAGUCUGCCGAUGACCUCCUCAAUAAGAUGGCUACUUUCCUCUCACCCUCCGACGAGGAGCGACCCUUCGGAAUUAGUGUUCCAGAUAUCACCCUUUACAUGCCCGCCGGGACUGAUAUGGACAAUGCGAGAACCCUCGAGGCAACCUAUCGAACACAUGCACUCGCUCUAUUCGAAGCUUUCAAGACGAUGCAUAUGAAGAUGUUCUAUAAUCUCUACACACAAUUCCAAGGGAGCUUCACAGCUCCAGUCUUGAAGCUACUUACGGAUCCAUCAAUGGUUAACUGGGUUGAAGAUACUGACUGGGAGAUCUACAAGGAACUCCUCGGUCUGGUUAACAAUUGCGUUAAAACCGCUAUCCCACCUAAAAUCUUCGAACAAUUCAAGAAGUUGGUCCAUAACCUUGACGAGUCAGUUCGUAAAUCAUUGCAGCCACUUCCCGAUCACGUCGUUGAAGCUAGACUCCGACCUGUUUCCGCAUUCUGCCGCCUUGUCGACCAAGCUCUUCGAACCAACAUGACGUGCCACGCCGCCGCUAGCAUCUUAAACAAUGAUGCCGACGUUAAGACUAUGGAAUCCGACUGGGUCAAUAUGGUCGAAGCCGAAAGAAUUGUUCGACGUGAGCUGCCGUGCAGGAGCCCACUUGCCAUCCAACUUCUCCGUACUGAGAUCGUUAGCCUUGUCCGUGGGAAGGAGCCUAAUUCUAUGCCAACCUCACAGGAUGGUCCAGACGAGAACGGGAUUUUCGACCAUUGGGUCAGAUGGCUUGAUCGCUUGCCAUCCCGCUUCCCUGAGGUGUCAGCUCGCAGCAUUCUUAUCGGAACAUCAGCCGUUGCUAGUGCGGCCAUUCGCGACAUUACAUUGAGCGGUGGAGAAGGUUUUGGUGGGUGGUGGGUUUUGGUCACCUUCGUCGAAGAAUAUCUUCGUUGGAAUGCUGAGCGUGGCGGUUUCCUCCGCCGAGUUGCUCAGGGUCCUCAUCAAAGCGUUUCCGCCUCAGAUGCUGUUGUCCAAGAUCGAAGUUUCUAUCAACGAGGCACCCACAACGACGGAACAGACGACAGCGGAAUUUCCAUUCGCGACGACUCUUAUGAUAGCAUCAUAAUCCAAGAAAAACAUUCUGCCAUCCUCGCGGACAGUAUCCACCAUAUCCCUACUGCUGUUUAA